Molecule: messenger RNA, 1170 nt
Organism: Eucalyptus grandis
Lineage: Eukaryota; Viridiplantae; Streptophyta; Magnoliopsida; Myrtales; Myrtaceae
Exons: 4
Coding region: 1-1170 (389 amino acids)
Source: RefSeq, a predicted model, not a curated record
AUGGAUUCAGCUUUAGAAACUAUUCCACCGAGCUUAUGCAUUGGUCUCCUAAUGAUCAUGUUUCUUGGUGGAACCUCAGCGGGUGCGGCUACAAGUGUAACAGCAGUAGCGGCAGCAUCCGCGGUGGCAUUUGUGGCAGUUGUGGGGCUACUACACCAACACCAGCAGGAGGCGGUGCUACUCCACUUGCGUAGCCAGAGCUGGCGCUCUACCACGGCCUCUUGGAUACCGACUCUCGUCGGCGUCCUACCUCGAGGAGCGAAGCUCACGGUCGAGGAGUUGGAAUCUAUCUCUAGUUCCUUCGAUGAGUCCAUCGUCUCUUCCCUCUAUGGCCUGAGCCCCGCCUCUGCUAGCUUGACCUGGUUCUUUUCUUCUGUCAACGUGCUCACCACUGCUCACUCCGCCGUGAGAUCCUUGAUCUACGAGCUGAAGUCGGACGGUGGCGACAGCCUCUUGUCGUGGUAUCUAGACAAUAGCCUGAAGGUCUUGGAUGUCUGCAACCGCAUGUCCUCCAAGAUCGAGCGACUGUGUCUCCACCACCUGGACCGGAGGAUGAUGAUGAACCUCCUUGGCUCGGGGGGCAACCCCUCGAAGGAGGACAUUCACCAAGCGAGGGAUUUACUCGUAGACUCGGAAGGCGAGGGCAUGGCCGACAUCGAGGAGUUGAUUAGAGACUUGGCCACAAGCAUUGUAACGUCGGCUAUGCGAAGGAAGGACUUGCCGGUCGACAAGGUCGUUCGCCGUGCGGUCCAAGCUGUCAAUUUCUUGACGGCAUUCAUUGCUGGAGUCAUAUAUUCGGCCCUAUGCUCCUCCUCUAGGGCGAUUGCCUACAUAUACGUCCCAGAGGAGUUCCCUUGGGGCGACUCUACACGGGUCUUGGAAGAGCUUAAUGAUGUGGAGGCGCGUGGGAGGCAUGUGUUGGAGGCGAUUGAUGAGGUGGUGGCAUCAGGAGGCGAUGGAGAGGUCGUGGGGAGGUUAAGGGAGGCAGCGGUUGGGCUGGAGAAGGCCACUGAGCAACUAUUGAAGGGGUUAUACCAUCUAAGGGAUGGGGUGGAUGAGCUGUUCCUGACAGUGACAAGGAUAAGGAAGGAGAUGGUAAACGAGUUCAGGGUGAGUCUGUGGAAAGGAUCGUUGCCUGAGAAGCCAUUGAAGCCCAGCAAGAACAACUAA